Messenger RNA from Engraulis encrasicolus (European anchovy), 2356 nucleotides. Its product is annotated as polyserase-2-like. The coding region runs from base 68 to 2356 and encodes 762 amino acids. Gene Ontology annotation, molecular function: serine-type endopeptidase activity. The transcript is spliced from 12 exons. Lineage: Eukaryota; Metazoa; Chordata; Actinopteri; Clupeiformes; Engraulidae. Gene Ontology annotation, biological process: proteolysis. The record is from RefSeq and is a predicted model, not a curated record.
GAGAGAGAGAGAGAGGGGUGAAAAGGUUGAAAAAGUGCACAAAGAAGAUUAAAAAGAGGACUAGAGAAUGGCUGCCUCUCCAGAUCUGCUGUCCACACGGCAUCUCUGCUGGACCAUCAUCACAGCCCUACUGGUCCAAGAGUCAUGGGGACAGGAUUGUGGUCGUGCCCCACUGAACUCCGGGGUGAUCAGUGGCUCGGACGCCCCAGCAGGUAACUGGCCAUGGCAGGUCAGUUUCCAUGACUCCAGCGGCCACUUCUGUGGAGGCACUCUAAUCAGCACCCAAUUCAUCCUCACGGCAGCAUCCUGCUUCUCCAGGACUGACAAUGUAUUCAUCGCUGGCCUGACGGUGUAUGGGGGUCGUCAGAGCCAGGGUGGCAGCAAUUCCAACGAGCAGAGCGGGCGCCCUUUCCGCAUCACUCAGCACCCCGACUACGAUUCAGUCACAAAAGAGAACGACAUUGCUGUGGUGGUGCUGAUUUUUGCCUUCACUCUCAACGACUACAUCCAGCCCAUCUGCCUGGCUGACAGCAGCAGCACCUUCCACAACGGCACAGAGAGCUGGGUCACUGGAUGGAGAAAUGCUGCAGGAGUGCUGCAGCAGGUGCGUGCUCCUGUGGUGGGCAACAGACAAUGCAUCUGUCUCCAUGGCAGCAACAGCAUCACUGAUGACAUGAUGUGCGCAGCUGACCUGUCUGAUGCUAAUCAAGCUUGCUUGGGAGACUCAGGGUCGCCCCUGGUGGUCAGAGAGGGUAGUUCGUGGGUCCAGGCAGGCAUUGCAAGUAGAUGUGGAGAAGCAGGCGUGCCGGGGGUCUACACACGGAUUUCCCAAUACAAGGACUGGAUCAGCGGCCAAAUAAACCCAGGAUAUGUCACCGUCCUGUCCCCUGGGGUGGAUGCUGACCUCAACGUCACCUGUGAUCUUCCCGAGACUGACCCUCUUCCCAAAAUCUGUGGCCGUGCCCCUCUGAACUCUGGGGUGGUCAGUGGAUCAGACGCCCCAGCAGGUAGUUGGCCAUGGCAGGCCAGUAUCCAGCGCUCUAACGUUCACUUUUGUGGAGGCUCGAUCAUCAGCGACCAGUGGCUCAUCACAGCGGCACACUGCUUCCCCCCUGGUAACGACUCCCCCUCUGGGUUGACGGUGUAUUUGGGCCUUGAGAGCCUGGUCAGUAAUUUUUUCAACCGGGACAUCAGAUUUGUUACUGCCAUUGAGAAGCACCCCGACUUUGAUGUGAACACCCAUGAGAAUGACAUUGCCCUGGUGAAACUGCAUGCCCCCCUCACGUUCAACGACUACAUCCGGCCCAUCUGCCUGGCAGCGAAUGGGAGUGUGUUUCCCACAGGAACAGAGAGCAGGGUAACUGGAUGGGUGGGAGACAACCCUGCCACCUUGCAGCAAGCAGCGCCCCCAGUGGUGGGAAACAGACAGUGCAACUGCACCAGGAAGGACCUUGAUAUCACAGACAAUCUCAUCUGUGCUGGAGCCGACAUUGGAGGCACCUGUCAGAGGGACCUGGGUGGGCCCCUGGUGAGUCAGCUCCAGGUCAAUCCGCUGUGGAUCCAGUCAGGUUUGGUGUCAUCUGGGGGGACGCAGUGCAGCGGUAGCCAGAGUGGCAAUGUCAGUAUCUACACCAGGAUCUCCCUCUACCAGAGCUGGAUCAGCUCCCUCGUCUCAGGAGAACUGCCCGAGUUUUAUAAGUUCUCCACCACUGUGGUCGAUGCAGACAACAGUUUUGAAUGCUUGCCUGCAACAACAUCAAGUCCUACAACAAUUUUGACCACAGUAGAAGACACACCGACACCAACAACAGAUGUUUCCACGGCAGUAUCAACAACAGCAGCAACCACAGAGAUUACUACGGACAUUACAACCCAAACUACAGAGAUUACUACGGACAUUACAACAGUACCAACUACAGAGAUUACUACGGAUAUUACAACAGAUUACUACGGACAUUACAACAGUACCAACUACAGAGAUUACUACGGAUAUUACAACACAAACUACAGAGAUUACUACGGAUAUUACAACACAAACUACAGAGAUUACUACGGACAUUACAACACAAACUACAGAGAUCACUACGGACAUUACAACAGUACCAACUACAGAGAUUACUACGGACAUUACAAUGCAAACUACAGAGAUUACUACGGACAUUACAACAGUACCAACUACAGAGAUUACUACGGACAUUACAACACAAACUACAGAGACCACUACGGACAUUACAACAGUACCAACUACAGAGAUUACUACGGACAUUACAACACAAACUACAGAGACCACUACGGACAUUACAACAGUACCAACUACAGAGAUUACUACGGAUAUUACAACAGUACCAACUACUGA